AUGAAUGCAGACUCAAAGGAGGUUUUACCCCUGGAUGUGCAAGCUCCUGAGGUUUGGGAAGAACUUCUGACAGUGAAAAUGGAGAUGUACAGUCGCCUCCAAGUGCAAGAAUCCAGGUUGAAAUGUAGUAAUCCCCUGGCAAGGGAAAUUUUCCGAAGGCGCUUUCGACAGCUGUGUUACCAGGAGACCCCUGGACCCAGGGAGGCCCUCACCCGACUCCAGGAGCUUUGCCACCAGUGGUUGAGGCCACAUGUGAGCACAAAGGAGCAGAUCGUGGAGCUGCUGGUGUUGGAGCAGUUCCUGACCAUCCUGCCCGAGGAGCUGCAGGCCUGGGUGCGGGAGCACUGUCCAGAGAGCGGGGAAGAGGCUGUGAUUUUGCUGGAGGAUCUGGAGAGAGAGCUCGAUGAACCUCAACAUGAGGUGGUAGCCCACACGCAGGGGCAAGAAGUCCUCCCUGAAGAGACAGUGCCUCUGGGAGCACAGACAUCACUGAGCCUCCAGUCCCGGCCUGAGGAAUCCCAGCUCACCCAUGACACUGCUCAGCAGCCCCACCCUAUUGGAGAGACAGAUGGAACGGCCAAGGCUGAGGACAGAGAGCUGGUGCUGAGGAAAGACUGUCCUAAGACAGUGGAGUCCCAUGGGGAGAUAUUUUAUGGACAGACCUGGGAGGAAUCCCCCCAGGAUCCCCAACGUGGAGAGCUCGGGGACCCUGAGGGUUGGGCAGUGGGGCAGUGGGGCAGCCCCCGAGGGGAGGGACAGCACAAGUGUGAUGCGUGUGAGAAGAGCUUUGCCCAGAGCUCAGGCCUUGUUUGCCAUCAGAGAAUCCACACCGGGGAGAGACCCUACGAGUGUAGUGAGUGUGGGAAGACCUUCAGUCGGAGCUCUGGCCUUUUCAAUCACCGAGGGAUCCACAACCUACAGAAACGGUACCGCUGUGUGGCGUGCGGGAAGGCCUUCAGUCAGAGCGCGGGUCUGAUCCAGCAUCAGAGAACCCACAGGGGAGAGAGGCCCCAUCUGUGUGGCCAGUGUGGGAAGAGCUACAGUCGGCGUUCGUUCCUCAUCGAGCACCAGAGGAGCCACACGGGUGAGCGGCCACACCAGUGCACCAGGUGUGGGAAGAGCUUCAACCGCCACUGCAACCUCAUCCGCCAUCAGAAGACCCACACGGCGGCCGCACUGGUCUAA
Odobenus rosmarus divergens (Pacific walrus) is the source of this 1185-nucleotide messenger RNA. RefSeq names its product zinc finger and SCAN domain containing 9 (gene ZSCAN9). Gene Ontology annotation, biological process: regulation of transcription by RNA polymerase II. NCBI's taxonomy places the organism in Eukaryota, Metazoa, Chordata, Mammalia, Carnivora, Odobenidae. Gene Ontology annotation, molecular function: RNA polymerase II cis-regulatory region sequence-specific DNA binding; DNA-binding transcription factor activity, RNA polymerase II-specific. The record is from RefSeq and is a predicted model, not a curated record.